AUGUAUUCUUUAAUUGUAGCAAUGAAAACAACUUGGAGAAAGCUCAUAAGUUACGAAAAACUUUUCUUUUAUUUCAAUGCUUUGAUUGUGGUUGGUCAAGGCCGCCAAACUGGUUUUUCUUGUUUUAUUUAUGGAAUUUUAAUGAAUGAAACUUCAGGAAUUUUUUCAACGAAAUCACAAAAAAAGUGUUCAAGUUUUAGCAAACCUGCUAUCAAGGCUCCUGUUCCAGCAGCUACAGCAAAAGUUCGAAGAUUUCUCAUAUCUUAUGAUAUGCACAAACCAAAAGUUGAAGGAAGACUGAGCGAAAGAAAUCGUGUGUUGUAUCUUUUGAUUUCUUGA
Molecule: messenger RNA, 339 nt
Organism: Clunio marinus
Lineage: Eukaryota; Metazoa; Arthropoda; Insecta; Diptera; Chironomidae
Source: the annotation of a GenBank genome assembly